UGAAAAAGUUGGAAAAGUGGAAAUCCGAAUAUCCUGUAAUAGUAUAUCAAAAGAACUUAAUAUUGCACGAAUUGAGUCAAUCUCUUGCAUUAAAAAUUCUUUUCCAGAAGUGUUACCAGCACGUGGUAUCAGUUUAGAGCGGCAAUGGUACUUGUACGAAGAAAUACGGCAGCAUAUUCAGGACACAUCAAAACAAGAUACAUAUUGUUUGAAACCAACCCAACCCAAGCCAAAAAAGAAAGCAAAAAUCAUUGAAACUGACAAUUAA
Molecule: messenger RNA, 268 nt
Organism: Scutellospora calospora
Lineage: Eukaryota; Fungi; Glomeromycota; Glomeromycetes; Diversisporales; Gigasporaceae
Source: the annotation of a GenBank genome assembly